This is a messenger RNA of Moneuplotes crassus, 1266 nucleotides long. The record is from the annotation of a GenBank genome assembly. Lineage: Eukaryota; Ciliophora; Spirotrichea; Euplotida; Euplotidae.
UUUGCAUAUCAUGGAGUUUAACAAAGAUGGUGCAUACCAAAAUGUGUUUGGAUACUAUCAAAACAUCGUUAUUACCAACAACCCAGUUGGACCGAGCGGAACUAUAGGAUUUUUAGAAGCUCAUGAAUGGAAAGUUACCGUAGAAAUUUCUGAAGAGUUCAAAGAUGACUCUAAGCAAGUGAGGCUCUAUGAUGAAACCCCAUACCUUAGUCAUCCUUUUGAGCAUUGAAAAGAUGAUUUUGGAAUAAAAUAAAGAGGAAGGAUCACUAACAAUCUCAGAUGAUGAAUUCUUCCACAAAAUUGAGUCUUUUGAGUUCCAGCCAAACAAAAUCUUAGUCAAUACCAUUAACAAUGUUGAAGAACUCGAUCAUGCUAAGGAUACUCUAGAUUUCAUAUUUCUGAAGCACAAUAAGAGAAAUCUCCAUACCUCCAAAUCUAUUCAAGAGAUCCAGGAUCAAAAAUGAGUAAACUUAAGAGGCUCUUAGGCAUGCUUGUAGAUGUGCAUUUCAGACGACUAAAGAUAUCUAAAUAAAAACUAUAACAGAUUUCUUCACAGCCUCAUUGAAGCGAAAUCUCAAGGAAGAUGGUCAAGGCUUAGGAAAAAUCACAGAAUGAGGGAUAAGAGAAGACCCAAUGAGCAUUCCACACAGUACAGCACCAAUAUUGAACGUUCUCUGUCUAAACUAGGAACCUAGAUUUAUCUGGAGCAAGAUCGCAUCAUUUUUAGCAUAAUUCCGCCUUUCUGUUUACCAAAUUUUACUUUUGGUUUAUCUCAGUAAGAUUACCAAAAAGAGGUCCGAAUCUUCUAAUAAUUGGGAUAAAUGCUCCUUGACAAAGAGUUGCCAGCACAUUUAGCACCACUUGGGAGUUUUAUGGUUAAGAAAGAAUACCUGAGAGCAAAGAACUUCUAACUUAGGGCAUGCUAAUCCUAGUAGAUUAAUAGAAUAACUGAUUGUGGGAAAACACCUCGCAAUAGCCACUACAGUCUGAAUGUUGGAUACCAAACAUUGCAUUUCUUCUUGUCUUUUCAGUUUUCUUGGUCAGAAUUCUGUAAGCUAAGGAUCUUUAUACUGGAGAAAAUAUGUUAAUAACUCCUAAAAUUUCAAAAUUCUUCAAAACAUUUACCUCAGAAAUUAAUAUUUUCCUCUCAAUUUUGGUAUAAAAUUAGAUGCUUUGAGAAGCCUGAAGCUCUAAAUGGAAUCCAUAGAAAGCUCCAUUACGAAAAUUGAGGUUACAGGCACAAAUAAGAGACUUGAAAAUUUCAAC